Molecule: messenger RNA, 958 nt
Organism: Hibiscus syriacus
Lineage: Eukaryota; Viridiplantae; Streptophyta; Magnoliopsida; Malvales; Malvaceae
Product: AT-hook motif nuclear-localized protein 16-like
Exons: 2
Coding region: 79-843 (254 amino acids)
Biological process (GO): vegetative to reproductive phase transition of meristem
Cellular component (GO): nucleus
Molecular function (GO): DNA-binding transcription factor activity; minor groove of adenine-thymine-rich DNA binding
Source: RefSeq, a predicted model, not a curated record
GAAGCAGAAGAAUUGAUGUAGGUAUUUGUUGGGAAAGGCAAUUAACAUGAUUGAUGGAUCGGUUUGGAGGUUGCAUGAAUGGAGCAAAGCACAGAGAUGAGAACACCCAUGGAUCAAAUUCAGAACCAAGAGCAUAGACAAGGCAUUGAUGAUGUGAUACUCAUGGCUCCCAAGGUGCCCAAGGCAGUGACAAUGGUCGCUUCUGCCGAGGCCGAGAACAUUAGGCGGCCUCGAGGGAGGCCGGCGGGAUCCAAGAACAAACCGAAACCGCCCAUUAUCGUUACUCGCGACAGCGCUAAUGCGUUACGUGCGCAUGCAAUGGAGGUGAGUUCGGGUUGUGAUGUGCAUGAGAGUUUGGCUAGUUUUGCAAGGAGAAAGCAGCGUGGCAUUUGUGUUCUUAGUGGUAGUGGGUUCGUGACUAAUGUUACACUCAAACAACCAGCCUCAUCUGGUGCAAUUGUCACCUUACAUGGCCGGUACGAGAUUCUGUCGUUGCUCGGCUCGAUCCUUCCGCCUCCUGCUCCACCUGGGAUAACCGGCCUGACCAUUUACCUUGCCGGGGCUCAGGGACAGGUUGUCGGCGGAGGCGUAGUCGGUGCACUCAUUGCUUCCGGUCCUGUUCUCAUCAUGGCUGCAUCCUUCAUGAAUGCCACCUUCGACCGUCUGCCGUAUGAUUCCGAUGAAAUUGCAACAGCGGCUAUGCAGAACCAAUAUCAUGGUCGGCACCAUCACCUGGACAUUUCGGAUUUGUAUGGGAUGAUGCCGCAGAACUUGAUCACCAAUGGAACUAACCCUCCUGAGAUAUACUCUUGGGCACCAGGACGAACCAUGUCCAAAACCUAACCCGAGUGAACCACUAGCAAACAGUAAUUGGGAGAAGAUUCUCAUAUCCUGCAAAUUCCUAGUAUGAUGAUUUAGUGUUAUUUUAUGAUAGUAGCAUGCUGCUGAUCCUUAUGGA